Messenger RNA from Brienomyrus brachyistius, 5600 nucleotides. Its product is annotated as zinc finger CCCH domain-containing protein 6. Bases 2177 to 5434 code for a protein of 1085 amino acids. The record is from RefSeq and is a predicted model, not a curated record. The transcript has 12 exons. Gene Ontology annotation, cellular component: nucleus. Lineage: Eukaryota; Metazoa; Chordata; Actinopteri; Osteoglossiformes; Mormyridae. Gene Ontology annotation, biological process: negative regulation of DNA-templated transcription. Gene Ontology annotation, molecular function: RNA binding; metal ion binding.
CCAUAAUUAUACUAUAUCUAACCCGUAUAAUAAACCUGGUAAAUUUUAGUUUUUAUAUUGAUAUUGACAGAGAAAUGUGACUCAACUAAUUGAUUUAGAAAUAGUAGCUGUAAUAUUAAUGUGCAUUUAAAAAUAAUUACCUUGAUCUGUGAUUGAAGUCUUGCAAAUUGGCAUUUAAAACACCAUUUAAGUAUCAGCUGUGGAAAUUAGAUAAAAUGUUGAAAAUACUUUCCUAAAUGAGUAUAAAAGCAAUAAUGAGGUUUUGAAUCAAAGUGCAUUUCCAUGGGUUGGAGUAUCAUUUGUUCUGAAGUUAAUUUUAGAUUUUUCUGUUAAUUAGCUGUGUUGUCAAUUUUACUACCACUUUUCAUGGACAGUUACAUAUUAGGAUUUGGCCCAGCAAUCCUCAGGUUAUAAUUCCAUGUUUGGUUAUCAGCUGGUUAUGCUCUUUGCUUAGGGAGUGGGUAUGUAAAUGAUUUCACACAAUGAGGUUUUCUGUCUCUCGUUUAUAAGAAGGUCAUGCGGCUCUAGGGUUUCUUUUUUCUGUUUAAUUAGCUAACAGGCUGUCUGUUCAUAAAUGGAACGUAGAGGUGACUGCAAACCGAGGUGUUGACUCAGUUUUAAGUGAACAGGAAUUUUCAGGCUUUCUGGAGCAGUUAACGCUGGUCUACUUCUUAGCGCUCCGUUUUUUUUUAACAUUUACAUUGUAACUAUAGAUUGUAGGAAACACCUCACCUCUUGACUUGGAUGGUCUUACAAGCUUUCAGGCAUAGUUGAGUUCACUUUAAUUAAAUGGUCACUUCAUGCAGUACUGGGGAAAUAUGACUGGUAUAGACAUGCAGACUUAAGUGGGUUCUAAUUUUUUUUAAUUAGCUUUUUGUUUAAAACUCUAUCGCUGUUACUUAUGCAGAUGAUAUUACAGAUAAUCAGUUUAUGUAUGUGUCUAUAUCUGCUAAUAUUCACAACAUUCAUUCUACUUUAUUCAAAUGCUUUCAGUACAUGCAUGCCAUCAUCAAUAAUACAGCAUAUCGCCAUAGACUCGCCAGUACAAUUAGAUUGUAUGUCUGUAAUCCCGUUCUGAUAGCCUUGGCAUUUUGCCAGGUACGCUGUUCAUUGUAGCAGUUAAUUGUUCAUUGCAGUUAAAUCUUCACUCCAUUGAGAUCCGUUCCUUUAGCAAGUAAUAAGUGACCGACAGCAAAACUGUUUUUCGUUAAAAUUUUUGGUGAACCAUAAUGUUUGAAGCAGCUUUGAACUUGAUAACUAAAGCAUUGAUAAACAUUGUCAGCAAUGACCAAAUCCAAAGUGAAGUUAUGUUGUUGCCCCAUUUGUUUGAGAAAACAAUCAAGACCUGAGGUCGUUUCAUUUUCCAGUCAAGCAAUUUUUAAGGCCAAGGCUUUACCCAGGGACAGUUAUACCCCAGCGUUUCUUUUAAUUUCAACUAAAGACAGCAUGCAGUUUCAUUCCCUUGCGAAGAAGCUCUGGAAUUGGUCAUGCAGUAAUUUGGUAUCAGCUGUGGGUUCAAACCUUUGUAGACUGAAAUGUUCGCUAUGUGGACAAAAUGACUUUAGGUUUUUCUCAGCUGAGUCAUACCCAGUAUUCACAGUGCCCUAUCUGUCUACAGUUUGCUUUGCCCGUAACAGUACAAGGGCAUGGUGGUCCAGGCCUGUAUUCCUAAGUCUCAGAGGGCUCCUCUUUUAACCACAGGGCUCCCAUUGACGAGAUCUCCCCCUUUCAGGCCCCCUGCACACAUGCUGGCACUGUAAUUUCCUGCUAGUUUAUCAUUAUAAAUGUACACUCUACUUAUCAGUAGAAGGUUAAAGGUAUUUACAAUAAGCAGUUGCUGAUGUUUGUUUAGUGUGACAUUGACUUAUUUGCCUUGGUCGGAGUGAAGAUGUUAAGAAAAACUGUGGUGGUUGUUGGUAUAUGAGCAGCCCAAUUGUGAUAUGAAUCACUUGUAUAGCUUAAAUUGAUAUUUGCAUUUAGCUAGGAAUGCUAAGCAUGUUUUGGUUGCAGUUACUUGAUUUGUGUUUAAAAUAGCUUGAGUUUUUUCUGUUUUUUUUUUUUUACUAUACUUUAUAAGCCAGAUUUUGGUAUGGAUACUGCCAUUGUGUUUUUACAUUUAUAAUCACUGUUGUUGAAGUUUUACAACGUACUAGAUGCAUGAUGUGAAAGGACCUUCAUGUUGACUAGUGCUGCAGUGAGCAAGGAAGGGAUUUUUAAAAUAGAGGAUGGCGAGCUGGAGGAUGGAGAGAUCGACGAUGAAGGGGUCAGCCUUGAAGAUGAGGCAAAAGAAGUGAAAGAAGCCAACGAAGAAAAAGAGAGAGAGAAGGAGAGAGAUGACAGGGGCCACAGACACUCCAGGAAGAGGUACAAGAAAGUGAAGGAGAAGAGGCGAUCCAAGAAGAGAAGGCGGGACAGGCAGAAGCAUCACUCCCCCUCCAGUUCAGACACUUCCGACAGCUAUGACUCGGAGAACGAGCGCCCGGAAAGAUCCAAGAGCAAAAAGUCCUCAAGCUCUUACCGUGACUAUGAUGGCCAGCAUGGGCAGUCCAGUGGAAGCCACUCUAAGAUGCAGAGGCAUAAAAACAGCGACUAUGACAAGUUCAGCGACUACAGUGAGGAGAAGUACGAGUACGACGGGGAGGACGACGGCUAUUCCAACGAGCUGUGCCACUACCGGCCAGGCAAGGAGGCCAUGGCGGCCGGUCAGGGUAAAGGCUGCCCUCUGAAGGAGCAGAUGAAGAGGAGCAGCAUGAAGGGAGUGCUGAAACAGCAAUAUCCUGGACCGAAAGGGAGGGGUCGGGGUGGAAUCGGCCGGGGACGGGGAAUUCCCAACAAGAACAAGAAGCUGAAGGGCAAGAACUGGGGGCGUGGCCGGGGCCGGGGGGGCGACCAGGGGGGAGACUGCAUGAAGGAGGGGCCCCCAAGCUUUCAGAAGAAGCGUCCAAUUAUGACGCAGGAGUUCAUUAAUCAGCACACGGUCGAACACAAUGGUAGAUACAUCUGCAAGUACUUUCUGGAAGGAAGAUGCAUAAAGGGUGAUCAGUGCAAGUUCGAGCAUGAACUCGUAAUUCCGGACAAGAAGAAGGAGCUGUGCAAGUUCUACCUCCAAGGCUACUGCAGCAAGGGGGAAAAGUGCAGUUACAUGCACAAUGAAUAUCCAUGCAAGUUCUUCCACACAGGGGCAAAGUGCUACCAGGGAGAUAAAUGCAAGUUCUCCCACGAGCCACUUACUGAUCUAACCAGUGAACUGCUGGAAAAGGUCCUGAAGACUGAGGAGGAGGCUAUGGCUGAGGAUGAGCAGGAGCUGGAGGAGCUGAGGAAACAAGGCAUCGCCCCCCUGCCCAAGCCCCCGCCGGGGGUGGGGCUGCUGCCUACGCCUGGCCCCAGCAGCCCUCAAGAUAUGGGGCCCUGUGGGAAGAAGAUUCCCUCCCUGUUUGAGAUUGUGGUUCAGCCAACUGUGGACCUGGCUCAGAAGAUCGGGCUCCGAUCCAAUUUCUCCUCCCCACCUGGCCCUCAGUUCCCUGGGAAUGGACCCCCACCCCAGUUUGCAGGAGGUGCGGACGACAUGCAGGGUGCUAAUAUGCUUCCCCCGGGCACCAGCUGCCCCUCCGUCCCAGCUCCAGGCUCCCCCAGCGCCAUGGCAUGUCCGCCCCACCCCCAUGUCGGACCGCCCAUGAGCCCACCCGGAGCGUCUCUGCAGCAUGGCUUCCACCCAGGACCUGCUAUGCACCCUCCAGCAGCCCCUGGCCAGGCGGCCGCUUUUCACACAAGCCCUCACGAAGAAGGCCCCUCACUGGAACAGCUGGCCUUUGACUGCACCCAGGCGUCCCAGAGCAGCGCCGAGUCCAACGGCUCCGUCCCAGUUCCAGACUUCCUGCCGGCCGUGCAGAAGGCCCUGUUCAUGCGGCUGAGCCAAAAGCACCAGGAGGAUGGCACUGCGGGCGAGGAGGUGAAGGGGCUCAAGGCCACGGGCAGAGACAAGGAUGAAGCUACCGGCUGGUACUCCAGCGAUGAUGAGGAUGGCAACAGCAUGACAGCUAUCCUCAAAUCCCUCAAGAAGCAGAAUGAGAUGAUGAAGAACCUGCAGCAGCCUAAAGUGCAUCAGGCCGGCAUCCCAUCAGUGGGGCUCUGUGACCCCCGGCUGCAGAAGCCCAGUGACCCUCGCACCAAAGUGGACCCCCGACAGCGAGCGGCGGAAGCGCGGAAGGCCGAGGAUGCCUCUGCUGACCCACGGGUGACACGGGACCCCCGCAAAAUGAAGCUCCUGGAGACUGGAGGUCCUAAGCAGGACAUACACCGCCACCCCCAGCUGUACCCCCCUGCCCCCUACAAGCCCCUGGCUGGAGAUGAGGAUGACGACAGCGAGCGGGAGCUGAGGGAGAAAGCGGCCAUCAUCCCCCUGGAGCCCCGUCCGGGUGCAGCCCUGCGUGAUCCCCGCUGUCAGCUCAAGCAGUUCAGCCACAUCCGUGUGGACAUCCUGCUGUCCCGGCCAGCCUUCGCUCAGACGGUGGUCUGGGCUCCCGAGGACCUGAUUCCGCUCCUCGUGCCCCGGCAGGAGCCCUCCAUCAACCUGCCCCUGCCCCCGCUUAUCGCUGACGCCCGGCUAAAUCGCAGCCUCGGCCCCCCUGUGGAGCCUGCCUCCUCUCCCCCACCCCUGGACCCUCGCUUGGCUGCUGCCCGCCUAAAAGACGGAAUUGGUAGGUCAGCAGGCCUCGCCAGCAGGGCCCCCGAGCUCAAGCCGACCCCAGAAAAAUCCUUGGACCCGCGGGCUCAUAAACCCCUGGACCCCAGGAUUAGCCGAUCGGGAAGUCAAGAUUCUAGGUUCCCAGUGCCCAAGGAUUCCAGUGGCACUGGGGGGGGCAUUGAUCCGAGGUUACAGCGGGUCGUCACUGGAUCUGCCCUAAAACCAGAGCCGGAGAAGCUCCCCCCAUAUGCCCCCAAGCUCUCCUCCAGCAGUGGGGGGCUGGGCAGCCCUACCUCGCUGCUGGGUGGGAUCAGCCUGUAUGACCCCAGAGUGCAGUCAGCUCAACCCUCGAGGGACGAGGGUGAAGAGCUGCAGAAGAAGCAUGGCGUCCUAAAGCAGCCCAUGAAGCAGGGAAGCCCCCAGCCAUCGUCCACGCCUGCCCCCGACGACAAGCUCCAGGAUGAUCUGUCGGACACGGGCGGAUUUGGGGGACUGGGCAAACCGUCUCGCUCCCCGCCCUCCUCUCCCCUCUCUGGGGCUCAUGCCGCCCCUGCUGUACACAACCUUCCCAUCCAAGCACUGGCGGGGCUGAUACGGCCCCCUUACAGUGACCCACGGCAGGCCAGAGCAUCAGGGCAGGCAGCAGGAGCACCACAGGAGGAUGCCGAGAGCAGCGAGGAGCCGGACGACAGGCCCCUCAAGGAUGUGUUUAAGACGUUUGACCCCACAGCAUCUCCUUUCUGUCAAUAAACAGACAGCAGCUCGCAGAAAUGAAUCAAGAUGGCUCAUAUCUGUAAAUAUGUACUCUAGCGUUCUCGCUCCUCCAUGAAACACUAUUGAGCUUUAUAUAUUUAUUUAUUUUAAAUGUAUAUAAUUCCUAUGUCACAGGCACUAAUAAAACCGAGCUCUUACUGUU